UCUAGCUGGGCGGCAUGCUUCAAUAAGAUCUGUGUGGCUUCCAGCAUCCCUAUCAGUGAGUAGACUGACAGCGAGCAGAGUACGACGUGUGACCGGGUGUGGAAGACGACCACGUAGCGUGGAUAUUAAACACACUGUAGCAGGCGCAGUCUAUUCUACCACCACCAUUUUCUAGGAUGUUAACGUCGUCGACAUCGCAGUAUUUGCAUCCCGAUUAUUUACAACCUCUACCAACCACGUUAGAUGCAAAGAAGAGUCCACUGGCACUUCUAGCUCAAACGUGUAGCAGUAUUGGAAAGGAUACCACUCCAAGUAAGCCUAUAAUUCCACCUUUAGAGAAAAAAGAUCAUGGAAAAAAUUCACCAGAGAAGCAGAGUCCAGGCAGCGAAAAAUCCCGCUCAGAGAGAAAGGAGACAUCCAGUGCGGAUUCCUCCAAACAAUAUCGCUCUGCACCGCCAAAGGAUAUCCCCCCUCUAGUGCCAAUAGCAAAUCCAACGGAGAAGUUUUCAAAACCUUCCGCCGGCAGCCCGCACGCCAAAGCGAGCACAGAAACCACGUCUUCUACGAGCACUGUGCCCAGCCAUACUACCAAUAACUCUACUGCCGGGGCCCAGAGCAGCAGCAGGAUUAGUCUCAGUUGUGGAAAUAUGUUACUGGAAGUAAACCAUCAAACAUCGGCCGCUAAAUCUGGGCUUCCACCGCCGCCACCGGCGCACUCGGCAGCGGCAUACGAGGCCGCUAAGCUCGGACACUAUUUUCCUGGACUAUCAGCCGCCUCGGCCGCGGGUUUGCCGUACCCCGGCUACCCAGCCCACUUACUGGGACACUCUUUACCUGGCCUGGACCCCGGCCAGUCAUAUCGGUCGGCGCUGGCCGGGCACGGACUAGGACUUGGAUUACAUUCUGGUCUCGGCUUAAAACCAGAACUCCCAUCAGCGACUGGGGGUCACUCCUCCUCUCUGCCCUCGCCAUACGUCGCUUAUGCCACUAUAAAGACGGCCACGGGGGCCAAUACCCUUGUUCCCAUUUGCCGCGAUCCAUAUUGUACAACAUGUCAGAUCAACCUCCAGAGCGCGCAACUGACGUGUUGUGCCUCCGGCUGCACGCAAUGUAAUCAUGAGAAAGGACUUCCCGUACCAACCAGUCACAGUUUCUCCAGUGCUGGGGGCACUUCUCUUUCUGUCCCAGUUUUAGCGUCCAUAGGAGGGCUCGGCGCCGGGAGCUCGCUGCCGGCCACGUCCUUGGGUUCCAAUAUCUAUUCACACGGUCUCAGUGCGGCCCACCACGGUCUGCCCUAUGUGUGUAACUGGGUGGCCGGGGCCGAAUAUUGUGGGAAAAGAUUUUCAACUUCAGAAGAACUCUUGCAACAUUUACGUACGCAUACAUCUAGUUCUGAAUCAGCAUAUUCCUCAUUUGGACUGCCCUAUGGACUUGGUUUUCCUUCUGGCAGCAGUUUAAGUGCGUCUCAUCCACACUAUCCAACGCCAGGCUCUCUGAGCCCGAACACAUUAAGGAGACUGUACCCCACAAGUUUAAGCCCAGUUAGCAGGUACCACCCCUAUUCCAAACCCCCGGGUCUAUCCGCUCUGACCAGUACCCCUGUGCCAGGAAUGCCCCUGUCUUCAGCGGUGGGGGCCUACUACUCUCCGUAUUCACUGUACGGACGGGCGGCAGCCGUAGCACCAUAAUUAUGUGAACGAACUCGUAUUAAAUGCCAUAGUUUAAAUAACUGUACAUAAGACUGUAUAUAUUCACGUGUCAAAAAUAUUUUUUGUUCAUUGUUAAAUAUGUGACUUUUCAUACUUAUGCCUUUUUGCUGGGCAAGCCUUUGUGUUCACAGACUUCUAAAAGUCUAUAAAAUCUCCUAGAUGUCAGAAAAACUCAUUUAUGUUACUUUUACGUCGGCCUUGGGGCGUAAGAAGUUGCUGAGGUCAAUGAAAAGUGACGGGUACGGUGGUAUACAGCUUGGCUUGAGAGAUAAAGCAACUUGGGCUGACAGUUUCAGCAGGCUCGGCGCUCUAGUCUCCCGCAGGAAGGCCGACGGCAAGCAGCGAAAAGAAUAACCCUAUCAAACUUCCCAUUAUACUCAAGUGAAAACAGAGCAACUGACUUUGACAUGCUGUGAAGAAAGAUAAAUUGUCAGAAACUGCCGCGAUGAUUUAUAAUCGCCUUUGAAGUUUCAUGUAGACUGCUGGUAAUUCCUGUUAAUUACCGUCACUGUACCAUGCCCUUUCAAAGAGUCGAUCAUAAAUCUGCUAUAUCUGACGGUGAAGAAAUAAACCUUUACGCCGCCCUAUGUGAUUUGUGGCCAUCAAUUAGAGACAGGACUUUUCGUAGAAUAUGUUCUGUAGAAAAAAUGGGCUGUUUGAGAGUUGCGUGUAAAUAUUUACUUCUCUCUUCGGCAACUUCUCCAUAAAUUUCUUCAAGUUUUUUCUUUGAUGAUCGAAGCAGAGUAGACGUUCUUGACUUAUGAGCUCAACCUUUGGAUUUGAGCGUUAACAGUUUGCCAAACAAUUACAUUUUGUAUGAUGUCAUGUAUCUAAAAGAAAACUAAAUAUAAAUGUGUCAAAAUGAA
Messenger RNA from Lingula anatina, 2575 nucleotides. Its product is annotated as zinc finger protein Noc. NCBI's taxonomy places the organism in Eukaryota, Metazoa, Brachiopoda, Lingulata, Lingulida, Lingulidae. Gene Ontology annotation, biological process: negative regulation of DNA-templated transcription. Gene Ontology annotation, cellular component: nucleus. The record is from RefSeq and is a predicted model, not a curated record.